Drosophila suzukii is the source of this 3147-nucleotide messenger RNA. RefSeq names its product bicaudal D-related protein homolog. NCBI's taxonomy places the organism in Eukaryota, Metazoa, Arthropoda, Insecta, Diptera, Drosophilidae. The record is from RefSeq and is a predicted model, not a curated record.
ACAGACGUAUACCACGCCCACGCGUUGCCGCCCUCUGAAAAGCUGGGGAAAGCCAGAAAAUCGUAACCGAAGCGAAGCGAGCGCGCGUUAUACGGCAUCGGAGAAUCCGAGAAGCGGAGAAUCGAAUCGGACAUCGGAAGUUCUGCUUUGGAGUGGAGCAGCGUCGUCGUGACCGAGCUCAAAACAUCAGUCGCUUUAACACCGGUUCUGCUCUUUUGGGGGCAGAUGGUGCCCAUGGAACUAUGCUCGGAUAUAUCAUCGUAACGCCGCGCCAGCUAAAGCUAAUACUACGACCAGAUCAGAGUAAUCUGAAUACCUAACCUUCGAAAUAAACGAUCUCUUGCAUCGCAUUAAAACUAUAAUCUAACUGCAAAACAAACUGCAUCUUACUUACUGUGUGUGUGUUAUGUCUGUAAAUUUGGUUCGUUGUUAUAAUCCGUACCCGUAAUACCACACCACACACCACACCUACCAAUACCAAAUCCAAAAGCCUGCCCGCUAACGAUCAUGCAUAAACCAAAGCUAGCGAAUGCUAUAACCGCUGCCGCCAUUGCCUCAUCCAUAUCCACCAACAACAACAACAACAACAGCGGCAGCAGCUCCGGUGGCAACAAGUCCAAGAGACCACGUCAAUUUGGCAAACACUCGAUUGGAGCCGGAGCUGGGGGCCUGGGGCUCCUCCACCGGCCGGACGACUCCGGCUUCGACCACCUCGACCAUUCGUCACUAAUUGGGGAUUCGAUUGAUUUAGAGCACUACAUCAGCGCCAUGGAGGCACGUCGACACGACCAGGAGCCGGAUGUUUGGGCCCAGCUGCAGCAGAAGGAGUCGGACAUCCUUUUGGCCGCCGAACUGGGCAAGGCGCUGCUCGAGAAGAACGAGGAGCUGGUCAAGCAGCAGGAGAAGCUCAUCGAGGACUAUUCCAGCAAAAUUGAGAAACUCGAGCAGGAGAAGCAUGUGCUGCGCCAAAAGCUAGCGAUCGCCGAGGACGAGAGCGAUCAGCGGGUCCUCGAGCUGCAGUCCGAUCUCACCGAGCUGAAGGACAAGCUGCAGACCCAGGACACGGCCAUCAGGCAGGCGGAGAAGGAGAAGACCAUCCUGAUCGACGAGCUGCAGCACCAGAACACACGCCUCACCGAACAGAUCCAGGAGGCCCAUGCCACCGAGCUCAAGCUCAGCGCACAGAUCCAAGAGCUGAAGGACCAGUAUCACUACAGGAACAGCAGCCUGCAGGAACAUGUCAACAGCCUGGAGUCCAUCAAAACAGAACUCAACCUCACCACGGGCAAGCGUCAGGAGCUGGAGCGCCGCCUGCAGCAGGCCCAGGAGGAGAAGGAGAGCCUCACCUCAUCGCUGGAGGAGUCCUCCGACAGAAUUCACAUGCUGGAGCGCCAUGCACGCGAGCAGGAAACAAAAUUAGAGACCACCUUACAAGCACUGGAACGCUCCCAGCGCGAAAACAAUGUACUCAGUGAACGUUUGGGUGCCGACACAAACUCGAGCACGCCGGGCAGAAAAAGUCUGCAAUUCGAAAUGGAAUGCGACGAGGACGAUGGCAGCUAUACUGAAACGGGGAAGCCCAAUCACAUGUGGGUGGAGGCCCGAUCCGUCUACAUACAACUUAAAUCCCUGGUGGAUUCGCUGAAAGUGAGCCAUGACGACGAUUCAGGUCUGAACUCCGACAUAUCGCUGGAGCUGGAGUCGAUGGACAACACUAUUUCGAGCUCGGAGCGCCACGAGGACGGUCACCUGGCCAUCGAGUUCCGCCAAGGCAUGCUUUCAUCAAUGUCCGACGAACUGACCCGGUUGCUGCUCAACCUGGACGCCGGCAACUUCAAGAAGAUGCUGGACCAGACGCGCAAUCUGGUCCUAGAGCAGGAGGAUGAGAUCAAGCGCAGUCAUCAGCUCAUCCAGCAGCUGGAGGCCAAGGUCACUGUGACGGACGUGGAGCUGCAGAAUGUCAAGGAGGAGCGUGAUCAGGCACGUGGUGAUCUGGAGGACAACACGGAUCGGGAUGAGCUGCUGUCCAAGGCGCAGACAGAGCGCGAUGCGGCGAAUGAUCGUCGCACCAAGGCCGAGGUGGAAUUGGCCAAGACGCGGGUGGAGCUUAUGCAGGCCAAUAGCCAGCUGCUGGAGUCCAUUCAGCAGAAGGUGGAGCUGUCACAACAGCUGGAACAGUGGCAGAUGGACAUGCAUGAGCUGAUCGACGAGCAGAUGCGCUCCAAGCUGAUCAACAACCGGCGGGCGAUGGCCGCCGAGUCAUCCGCCCCAUCGCCGCCCAGCAGUGCCGCCGCCAAUCUGGCCAAGCGGGUCACCAGCUACAAACUCUGGAGUUUAUUUCAGCGGUAAUUGGACAAACCUCACUACCCGCUGGAAGGUAUACGCCACCCUCCUGUUCUUAAUGUAGGACAGAUCUAUAUAUUUUUAAUAUUUAUAUUUAUACACAACAAACAACACACACAAAUCGGAGGAGUCUAGGCAUUAUAGGUAUUGUACUUUAUUGUUAUUUGUAUACUGGAAGCAUCGCCCUUCUUCUGUUCGUAGUGAAAUCUAUCUAAUUACGCUUUAUUAAUUUUAAACACUUACCGCAUAUUCGAUAUGAUUAUUGUACCUAUUGUAAUUACUGUAAUGUAACCGUAUUUGUACCUACGUUUAAAGACAAAUUGUCUAGGCGAACGCUUUGCCCCUCUAUCUCUCUAUUUAGUUUUGUCCAGAAUUGUUCUAAAAUCCUCAAAUGGACCCCACAAGUAAUCCGGAAUCGCUAAAGAAAUUUUAUGUUUUUCCUAAGACCUGAGGCGUUACUUGUUGGGUCCGUUUAGGUCUAUACUGUUAACUGAUAAUCAAAAAAAAAAAAACAUAUCGCGCCUUUAUGUUGAAGGCUUAAAAAGCCAGCACUUCUCGGGAGAAACUGUUGCGAUUCAUCAAAAUCAAAGUGAAAUGAAAAUCAAAAUCUGUACGUAAGCAAAUAUAAUUGUAAGCAAGGCAUUUAUGUUAUAGCAAAUAGAAAUAUUCAUCAUGCUGGCAAUCGGAAGGAGCGCAGAAAAUGUUAGAAACUGUGCAGCAGACAAAACUUGCCUUAAUGAACGGACAAUGAAAUUUUAGAUUGUUUAAAUAACAUAACUUACCAAUAAACUUACGAAUAUACUA